Aphis gossypii (cotton aphid) is the source of this 1124-nucleotide messenger RNA. RefSeq lists its product as uncharacterized. The record is from RefSeq and is a predicted model, not a curated record. Gene Ontology annotation, biological process: DNA replication. The coding region runs from base 1 to 1107 and encodes 368 amino acids. Gene Ontology annotation, molecular function: DNA binding; nucleotide binding; DNA-directed DNA polymerase activity. The transcript is spliced from 2 exons. Lineage: Eukaryota; Metazoa; Arthropoda; Insecta; Hemiptera; Aphididae.
AUGAGCUAUGGUCUCAUUGUGAAGGCGAGUGAAGAUGUACCGACAGAGCUAUUGAGUGAACACAAUAUUCCAACAAAACCAGUGAUCUACCGAGGAAGCGAGAGUCAGCCUGAUGUGGCGAGACAUUUCGUCGAUACCGUGACGGAUAUAUCGUUGAAGAUUGAAAAGUUACUGAAGACGAAUAUGCCGCUAAAUAUGUCCGCAGACGACAUACAAGCUCAUGAAGCAGCGACGCACUGCAAUCUAUGCAAAUGCGAUGUUAAUAACUACACCCGUAUUCGCGAUCAUGAUCACUUGACCGGGAAAUUUAGACAGACUUUAUGCAAUAUAUGUAAUUUAAGUCUUAAACAACCGAAAUACGUACCAGUUUUCAUUCAUAAUCUUUCCAAUUACGAUGCUCAUUUUAUAGUAACAGAACUUGGUUAUGAUACACAUAGAAUAAAAGUAAUUCCAAACAGCGAGGAGAAAUUCGUUACUUUUUCGAAAUACAUAAGUAACGAUUUUACGAUCAGAUUCGUGGAUACAUUCAGAUUUAUGGCUACAAGCUUAUCAACUCUCGCCGCCAAUCUAAUAACACCAAACUUUGAAAAAUUCCGCAUAACCGCAAAACAUUUUUCCAAUAAUGAUCUACCGCUUGUCACCCGUAAGGGUGUAUAUCCUUAUGACUUCACUGAUGAUUGGGCUAAGCUUGAACAAACAACAUUACCUGCAAAAGAGGACUUUUAUAGCACCUUAACAGAAGAACACAUAAAAGAAACUGAAUAUCAGUUUGCGGAAGACGUAUGGAGCCAUUUCAAUUGUCAAACGUUGGGCGAGUAUUCAGAUCUUUACCUUAAAAUUGAUGUAUUGCUUCUGGCGGAUGUAUUCGAAAAUUUCCGGGAUUUAUGUUUGAACACAUACAAUUUGGAUCCAUCAUACUAUUUUACAGCACCGGCGUUUUCUUUCGAUGCAAUGUUGAAAUACACCGCAAUAAAACUGGAUUUACUAACGGAUUAUGAAAUGCUAUUAAUGAUUGAAAAUGGUAUUCGAGGAGGACUUACACAGGCCAGCAUGUGGUACGCAAAACCUAACAAUGAGAAACACCUGAUUAUAACCCAGCAGACCUAAAAUCCUGGCUUGUUUAU